Lepus europaeus (European hare) is the source of this 3518-nucleotide messenger RNA. It is a transcript of the gene ZGPAT, whose product is annotated as zinc finger CCCH-type and G-patch domain containing. Gene Ontology annotation, biological process: negative regulation of DNA-templated transcription; regulation of transcription by RNA polymerase II. The transcript is spliced from 7 exons. The record is from RefSeq and is a predicted model, not a curated record. Gene Ontology annotation, molecular function: RNA polymerase II cis-regulatory region sequence-specific DNA binding; DNA-binding transcription factor activity, RNA polymerase II-specific; metal ion binding. The coding region runs from base 24 to 1400 and encodes 458 amino acids. Gene Ontology annotation, cellular component: nucleus. NCBI's taxonomy places the organism in Eukaryota, Metazoa, Chordata, Mammalia, Lagomorpha, Leporidae.
CCCGGGCGGACGCGGCCCGCGGCAUGGACGCGGCGGCGCUGCAGACGUACCGCGCGCAGCUGCAGCAGGUGGAGCGCGCCCUGGGCGCCGGCCGGGACUCGCCCGAGGAGGCCGACCUGCGCCAGCUGCAGCGGGACCUGCGGGAGCUCAUCGAGCUCACCGAGGCCGGGCUGGCGUCCGACGGGCCCGGCGCCCCGCCUGAGCCCCCGGCCCCGGCCGCCGCUGCGGGCCCCGCGCCCGCCGAGGAGCUGAGCGGGACCAAGGUGAACGCCCCCUUCUACAGCGCCUGGGGCUCGGCCGAGUACCACAACGCCAUGGUGGUGGGCACGGAGGAGGCGCGCGGCGGCGCGGCGCGCGUGCGCGUGCUCUGCCUGUGCCCCACGCGCGCGGCGCUCAAGCCCUGCCCGUUCUUCCUGGAGGGCAGGUGCCGCUUCACGGAGCGCUGCAGGUUCUCCCACGGGCAGGUGGUCCCUGUCGACGAGCUGCGUCCCUUCCAGGACCCGGACCUGAGCUCCCUGCAGGUUGGCUCUGCGUGUCUGGCCAAGCACCAGGACGGCCUCUGGCACCCAGCGCGGAUCACUGAUGUGGACAGCGGCUACUAUACAGUCAAGUUUGACUCCCUGCUGCUGAAGGAAGCGGUGGUGGAAGGCGACGGCAUCCUGCCCCCACUGCGCACGGAAGCCACCGAGUCCUCCGACUCGGAGAGCAGCGACACAGACGGCGCCGGCUAUGCCCGCGUGGUGGAGCCGAGCGCCGUGGACACUGGGACCUGCAGCUCUGCCUUUGCUGGCUGGGAGGCGCAUACGCGGGCCAUCGGCUCCAGACUCCUGGCUAAGAUGGGCUAUGAGUUUGGCAAGGGCCUGGGCCGCAACCUGGAAGGCAGGGUGGAGCCCGUGCAGGCGGUGGUGCUGCCUCGGGGGAAGUCGCUGGACCAGUGCGCCGAGAUCCUGCAGAAGAGGACGCGGGGGGACGGGGCAGGCGCCAGCAGGGCCCCGCGGGGCCGGGGGCGUGGGGGCGGGCCUGGGGCUGCCCCGCCCCCUCGGAGUGUGUUUGACUUCCUGAAUGAGAAGCUUCAAGGCCAGGCUCCUGGGGCCCCGGAGGCUGAGGUGGCCCCGUCCAGGAGGGGCAAGGACAUGUACCAUGCCAGCAAGAGCGCCAAGCAGGCCCUGAGCCUGCGGCUCCUCCAGACGGAGGAGAAGAUCGAGCGGACACAGCGGGACAUCCGGGCCACCCAGGAGGCCCUGGCCCGGAACGCUGGCCGGUACAGCGUGGCCGCCGCCCAGCUGGAGGAGAAGCUGGCAGGAGCCCAGCGGCGGCUGGGGCAGCUCCGCGCCCAGGAGGCCGGCCUGCAGCAGGCCCGGAGCAAGGCAGACACCCACAAGAAGAUGACGGAGUUCUAGAGACCCCGGCCCCAGGCCACCCUGACACCAGGACACGGCCUGAAGAAGGACUCUCUGCUCCCAGGCUGCCCCGUGGUGGCCCCCCUGGCCUCAGGGGCACAGACACUGUCCAGUGGAGGUGGGGCUGGAGGGUCACUUCUGGACACCUGCUGUGUGCUGGGCAUCCCCUUAGCGAGGACAUUAAAGUCACUUCAUCAGUGUUCAGUGGAGGCUGAGCUGUGGGUGUCGGGGGGCACCCUGCACAGGGGGCUCAGGAAGGCUGUGGGUGUCGGGGGGGGCAUGCUGCACAGGGGCUCCAGGGAGGCUGGCGUCCUCCCUGUCUCCCAGCCAAGGGGGUCAGCCCCAUGCCCUGUUCUGCCCAGCAGCGAGCUGGGUGAGGGGCAACCACAGAAGGAAGAAGUUGGGACCCUUGAGGGGCAGCUGGACAGGGUCGGAGGCAGCCGCUGCCCAUCCAGGUCACCAGCCCUGCCUGAGGUGGACACGAGUGAGGCUGUCCCAGAGGGGCCAGCUUGGGGUGAGGCUGUGGUGCUGGCUGCUGGGUGUCCCAGACAGGAGGUGAGGCUGGGAGCUCCCCUAGACGAGCUGGGAAGAGCUGCCCACCAUGGCCUUGGUAAGGAUCUGCGCCGGCACCACCUAGUCAGCUCCGUGGCCAGUGCUUCCCUGGGCCAGAGGAGGGCAGCGUCCUGGGUCCUGGGUCCUGGGUCCUGGGACGUGAGCCAGUCGCUCAGCCAGAGGCCUCUCCCCAGGUCUGGCCUCCCCCUCCCCCGCCACUCAGGCCAGACUGUGGCGAGGCCCAAGGCAGGAGCAGCUGUGGGUGAGGUCUGCGGCCCACAGGCCAGGCGUCUGACCUCCCGAUGGGGCCUUGGCCAGGUCAUAGUUGCCCUCUGUUCCUCACUGGCCAGGCUGGGCCAUCACCAGGGUCACCUUCACUGGCUGAUGGGGCCAGGCGGAGCUGGCCACACCACACCCUUCACCAGGAGCCCAGAGCCGGGCAGGAAUGUGGGUGCUUCUGGGGCAGGGCCAGGGCUUGCCGUGUGCUGAAUUGACCCCGGCGAGACGCAGAAGGGCCACCGCGUGGGUGCCUUCUCGUCUGCCCCCAGGCCCCCUCCACCCACGGCACUCGGGGGCCCUGGGCAGCAUCGCCUGCUGCAGGUAAGCCCACGAGCUUGUGUUCUCGCGUCCGGGUGGGCAGUGCCUUGCACCCAGGCCGACUGCUCUGGCCCUGUCCUCCAACUGGAAUAACACCACUCUUGUCCCCAGGAGGCAGGUGUGGAGGCUUCCGGCUGGGCCACAGGACAGUUUGAUGCCGGUGGUGGAGGUGGUGAGUGCCAGGCUGUCCCUGGGGCCAGGGCGGGCCAGGUGGGGGACAACCCGGCUUCCUUGUCAGGCUGACUGGGGCCCACCUCCGCUCCGUCAGUUGGACCCGGCCUGCACAAGCCGCCCCACAGAGGUGAGUGCAGGAGGGGCGCCGGGUGGGCCGGGGACUCCCCGGCCCACGCCUGCCCGGCGGCCUGCCAGCCCGGACCUCCUGCACACGUACCAGCCCAGCAGCUACCUCCUGCAGCGUGCGGCCGGCCCAUUGGCCAGCUCAGCCACGGGCACGCAGCUCCACCGGCUGAGUGCGCCCGCGGCCGGAGGCAGGACAGGCUGGCACCCCCAGGAGCUGCAGGGGGCCCGGCCGGGCGGCCCCACCGGCUCAGGUGGACCUCCUGGACUCCAGGGGCUGCAGGCGCUUGGGGAGAGACCCAGGCCGACCAGCUCCGGGGCGUGGUUGGACCUGGGCCUGGACAGCGGCCCCUGGAAACUGUACGAGACCCCGCGUGCCCGAGGCCCGAGAGUGGCAGUGGACCCCUGCGGUGGGGGCUCCCACCUGUUGUUCCUCCGCAGGCCUUACAAGACCACACCCCGCCCCGAGCACCGCAGCACGUGCAUCCGCCGCUGACCCCACAAGGCUCGGACGGCCGGGCCGCGGGCCUCGUCCUAAUAAACGGGCACUUCUCAGGAACGUGAAACGCGCGCGCCUCCCGUCCUGCGCUUCGUCGAAGCGUCGGAGACCCCCUCCACCGCGGGGGCGGCGGCGGCGGGUUGCGCGGGUUAGAGUAACCCGCUGGGAAGCUG